Messenger RNA from Paramuricea clavata, 310 nucleotides. NCBI's taxonomy places the organism in Eukaryota, Metazoa, Cnidaria, Anthozoa, Malacalcyonacea, Plexauridae. The record is from the annotation of a GenBank genome assembly.
AUGACUGACAAUUGCUUGAAUGUCAGUGCACAGUUUCGUUAUCUUGAUAGCGAACUGUUACACAAUAUCGAGAAGGAGGGAACGCUGAUAUCUUCCACCCAUUCACUCUUUCUCGGGCGUUGGUCCGUGUAUAAAGGCGUAGCAGCAACUGGAAUACAAUUUCAAAACAAUGCUGGACACCGUUUAAAACAAACAGAUUCUGAAUCUUUAUUCUUUUACGACUCGAGUCAGAACGUAUGUGCUGAACCUUCAACAAAAUAUGUAUUGAGGAAUGCGACUUGUGACACUGAAAAUCAAAAGUUUACUUUCG